AUGGCACCACCCAACAAGUUGUUAUUACUGCUGCCACCUGGUUGGUUCGAUGCCAACACUGGACUUGAGUUGACAUUUGCAGCCGACCCAAUGCUCAAAGAUGUUGUAGGUGGUGGUUUUGCGUUUGCUUUACUCUUCCAAGCCAUCGAUAUCAAUGUCUAUAUAUUCUGGUUCUAG
Acytostelium subglobosum LB1 is the source of this 177-nucleotide messenger RNA. RefSeq lists its product as hypothetical. The transcript has a single exon. NCBI's taxonomy places the organism in Eukaryota, Evosea, Eumycetozoa, Acytosteliales, Acytosteliaceae. The coding region runs from base 1 to 177 and encodes 58 amino acids. The record is from RefSeq and is a predicted model, not a curated record.